This is a messenger RNA of Notothenia coriiceps (black rockcod), 894 nucleotides long. Its product is annotated as SNF-related serine/threonine-protein kinase-like. Lineage: Eukaryota; Metazoa; Chordata; Actinopteri; Perciformes; Nototheniidae. The record is from RefSeq and is a predicted model, not a curated record. Gene Ontology annotation, cellular component: cytoplasm. Gene Ontology annotation, molecular function: ATP binding; protein serine/threonine kinase activity. Bases 230 to 868 code for a protein of 212 amino acids. Gene Ontology annotation, biological process: protein phosphorylation; intracellular signal transduction. The transcript is spliced from 4 exons.
AAAAGGAUUGGAAAGAAUUGAGCUGGACAAAACUCCGAAUUUUUGCUGCUCCCAUCCAGCAGAACCUUUGAUCGUCAAAGCUUUACCUUUGAAAGUCCACGUCUAGGAGCCUCCAACGGAUCUCACUGUCUGACUUGAACCUGAAGAAAUGGAGAACUGACCGGAAACCACCAGGCAACAGAAGGCCACCACCCCCCCCCCCCCCCCCCCCCCCUGUCCACCAGUGUCCAUGGCGGGGCUCAAACGUCAUCACGAUGGGAAGGUCGCCGGGCUGUAUGACCUGGAUAAGACGCUGGGCCGUGGACACUUUGCCGUAGUGAAACUGGCCCGACAUGUAUUCACAGGGGAAAAGGUUGCAGUGAAGGUGAUAGAUAAGACUAAGCUGGACCCAGUGGCGCGGGCACAUCUUUUCCAGGAGGUGCGCUGCAUGAAGAUGGUGCAGCACCCCAACGUGGUACGCCUCUACGAGGUCAUCGACACGGCAACCAAGCUUUACCUCAUCCUGGAGCUGGGAGACGGAGGAGACAUGUACGACUGCAUCAUGAAGCACGAAGGAGGCCUCACUGAGGAGGUGGCUAAGUGUUACUUCGCCCAAAUUGUCCACGCCAUCUCCUACUGUCACCGGCUGCACGUGGUGCACAGGGACCUGAAGCCGGAGAACGUGGUGUUCUUCGAGAAGCUGGGCGUCGUCAAGCUCACCGACUUCGGCUUCAGCAACAGGUUUCAGCCCGGGAAGACGCUCAACACCUCCUGCGGCUCGCUGGCCUACUCUGCGCCUGAGAUACUGCUGGGGGACGAGUACGACGCUCCUGCUGUGGCAGCAGGACAUGGUGCAUGCUGUCCUGUAGUUCAUAUCCUGGUGAACUGAUGCUUUCACAUUCACACACUCGCUCU